Messenger RNA from Geodia barretti, 2851 nucleotides. The record is from the annotation of a GenBank genome assembly. NCBI's taxonomy places the organism in Eukaryota, Metazoa, Porifera, Demospongiae, Tetractinellida, Geodiidae.
GCAGAAGAGCCUAUACUUUUGGCGUUCGCCCUGGUCUGUCUUCGUCGUUUGGUGGCCUGAUCAGUUCUAAUAUCUAAUAUAAUGUCACCACUGGUGCUGCUGAAUCUUCUCUGUUUCCUGGCUAGGGUGCAGUCUCAGCAGACUUUUCCUUACAUCGCGUUCAUGGACAUGAGGUGUUGGCUAACCAUUCGUCUGUGGACAUCAGUCUGGUGGGAGUGGAGCGAGUAGUACCAGUGUUCUAUGUAUCACCGACCUAAGCACAUGUUGUUCUGGUGCCAAUGGUCCUCAUCGUGGAGAUUGGUAUUUCCCUAAUGGAACUAGACUGCCAUUCGCAGCGCUUGAUGUCCGACGUCUAUGAGACUCGUAUAGCAGAGGGAGUUGAACUACGCCGUUGGAACCCAUCCACUACAUCACCACCAUCUGGAAUAUAUCGCUGUGAUAUUCCAACUAAUGCUGUCCAUGAUGAUACUGACAUAUCUGUGAGAGACACAGUGUAUGUAGGAGUUUACACUGCCAGUGGAGGUUCCAUUACUAUAAAUGUGGGGAUUUUGCGCAAUGGUAACAUCCUAACCUGUAUCUCUACUGGUGGACCUGCUACCACUGUAACUUGGACCAGAGACUCCACCACUAUCACCCAAGGAACUGAGACUGUGUUGGUUGACCCAGUGACUGCACAGUACAAUCACACUCUUCAUGUAGUGGGGAGUUCUCGAGGUAGCUACACUUGUACUGUGUCUAAUAAUAAGCCAUCGUCUGCAUCUGCCAGCAUCGAUAUUCGAGGUACAAGCCUUAACGUUAUUCUUGGUCUACCAACGAUAGGGGCUACCUGGAUCUACCUCCCUUGGGAGAUCAGUGAAUUGGACGAGAACUUGUACUCAAUAGUGUGGGACGGGAACCCAUCAGUUAGGUGCCCUGGUGUCGGUGGUGGUAGAGAGGACAGCAUACGGAACACCUUGGGGAGCUACAACAUUACUGGACUGGAAGAGGACAGUCGGUAUAUAUUUGUUGUGAGAGUGUCAAAUAUAGAAGGCCAAACUAGCUCUCUUACUGACACAGCUACCACACUGGAAGCUGUUCCAGCUACUUCUCCAGCUGGACUAAAUGUGUCCUCUGUGAGUGACAUAAGCAUCACCGUCUGUUGGGAGGAGCUACCAUGUUUCGACCAGAAUGGGCACAUCACGGGCUACUCUGUACGGCAUGGAGAGGUGGGGACUAAUAUCUCAGCAACUAUCAAUGUCCCUGAUGGCGGUGGAAACCACCAAACAAGCAUCUCUGGACUGAUACCUUCAACUGAAUACUGGAUCCAAGUAGCAGCUGUAAACAGUGCUGGUACUGGGGACUAUAGCGAUUUUAUUGUUCAAGAAACUGAUGGUGUUGACUGUGGUGAUCCCCCUGGGCUAAUAAAUGGAAGGUUUACUGCCUCUUUCAUAAACACCACGUAUAAUUCAACUGUCACCUAUGAGUGCAUUGAAGGUUUUAACUUGCAUGGAGCUGACUCACGAACUUGUUUUGCUAGCGGAAAUUGGUCAGGUGAAGACAGCUUUUGCAGUGAGUUAUAAUGCAAUGUGAUGUGAACACUAAUUGCUUCAGUUACAUAGUUACAGAAGCAGCCACAGCAGCCGCUAGUGUGUGUGGUGGCAUUACAUGUUGGCUCAGUGCUGUUGCUCUGGCGGCUAUAUUCAGUUCUGUGGUCAUUGUGCUCCUGCUGCUGGUGUGUUUAACUGUGACUGGCUGUGUGGUGAGACAGCGAACCAAAAAACCUGCAGCUCUUUCUCCUUAUGCUGAAUCUCGUGACGUUGUUUCCAUACCACUCCACUACACAGCUCCUAACAUUGGGAAUGUCCCAGAUGUGCCACCAUCUCAAGUGCAGCUACUGACUGAAGACCUCAGGGCGAAGAACAUGCUUUUCCCCAAGAGCCACAUCCAGCUGGGCAAAGUAAUCGGUCAAGGGGAGUCAGGCUUGGUUUAUCGUGGAUAUCUCAAAGAUGGUGGUGCAGCCAAUACAUUGGUAGCUAUAAAAACUGGCAAAGCUCUAUUGGCAGAGGACGACAAAGAGAGACUCCUGAAGGAGGUUUCUCUGAUGCUCACCUUCAACCACCCAAAUGUGAUGCAGCUAAUUGGACUCUCGUUUGAUGGGGAGACACCCCUACUCAUUAUGCCGUUCAUGCUGAAGGGAAAUGUUUUGGAGUAUGUGAGGGAACACAGAGAAAUCCUCUUCAUCACAGACCCCAAAGAGCACAAGCAGGUUGAAGCUUCCAGGAAGACUUGUCUGGGAAUGUGCUACCAGAUAUCUAAAGGAAUGUCCUACCUUGCCAACUUCAAGUUUAUUCACCGUGACCUGGCCGCCAGAAACUGCAUGAUUGAUGGGAAUGAUGUAAUCAAGGUCUCAGACUUUGGACUGACAGAGGACAUGUACAACUCUGACUACUACCGUCACAGCAGCAGUCAGACUGGGAACAAGGAGAAGAUACCAAUCAAGUGGAUGUCCCCCGAGAGUAUUGAGACUAAUAUAUUUGACGAGAAAACUGAUGUGUGGUCGUUUGGAGUGACAUGUUGGGAGGUGUUCACGUGUGGAGGAGUGCCGUAUGCUGGGGUCCCAGUCACCAUUCUACUGCGUGAGCUCCGCUCUGGAUACAGACUCGAUAAACCCAGCAACAUCUCCUGCUCUGAUGACAUGUAAGUCCUGAUUACACUGUGCAAAUACUGACGUUUGCAACAUCUGUGCACCUUUCAAUGUACUAUACAUGUGACCUGUCAAGAUUUAGACAGGUAAAAUAUUACAAGUGGAAAAAAUAACAUCAAACAAAGAUAUAGGGAUGGUAUCAUGUAGCUUUGUGUGUCUUCGCGUUUU